CACAUAUAUCAUCAGCCUGCAACAAACGAACCUUUUCCCAGUCGAAUCACCUGCGAUACGCCCAGACUCUAUCCAGCAAUCUCGCUUGUUCUUACACAUCGCAUCACCUGUCGCCACAAUGGGGCCUAGAGUCAAGAGAACGAAGAAACAGCCCAUAUCGAUAAGCUCUUCGGCCAUUCGACCCUCCCCUACAGUCUCCCACAAGCUCACUCAAGCCAAAAUUGCUACUUUCCACACCCUCCUCAAGAAGCGAGCAACCCUCAGGCGGCAAUUAGAUUCGAGUUCUUCGGCUACCGCUAGCGAGGCCGUAUCGUCUUCUUUGCGAGACGUAGAGCUUGAAAUAGCGGAAUUGGGAGGCUUGGAUGGCUAUCAGAAAGCCAGCACUCUGGGACAAGCCAAAGAGAGGGGAGGGGACAGCUCCAAAGUGCUCGUUGACUGGAUCAAAACCAUGGGGUAUGGGAAAGGCGACAUCAGUUUAUUAGAAAUAGGUGCCCUUCGCCCCAACAAUUAUUCAUCCCACAAGUGGAUACAUAACACGCCAAUAGAUCUCCACUCGCAACACCCAGAUAUCCUUGAGCAAGACUUUUUCGAAAGACCGCUGCCUGCGUCCGAAUAUGAGGCUUUUGACAUCGUGAGCUGCAGUCUGGUACUGAAUUUUGUUGACGAGCCUUUGAGGCGAGGUGAAAUGUUGUAUGCGAUGCGCAGUCAGCUGAAGCAGAGAGACAGCUCUUUAUUGUUCCUUGUCCUACCCCUGCCUUGUCUGAGGAAUUCUCGCUACCUCACAAUACCUGCGUUUGUGCAGCUGAUGAAGGUAGUCGGCUUCGACCUGGUCCAGGAGCGCUACAAACCCAAUGGCAAAGUGGGAUAUUGGCUUUGGCGGUGGGCAGAAAGCGUCGGCGAUGCCUCUCCCUGGCGAAAGAAAGCUGUCAUGAUGGAUGGGCCCAAAAAGAACAAUUUCGCUGUAGUAUUACCCCAAUAGGAACAUGUCUUUUUGUGUGUUCUGAGAAGAGGGUUCAACGGGGCUACGUCUACGCUGUUUAUGCAGUAUUGAGAGUUGCA
Molecule: messenger RNA, 1059 nt
Organism: Cryptococcus amylolentus CBS 6039
Lineage: Eukaryota; Fungi; Basidiomycota; Tremellomycetes; Tremellales; Cryptococcaceae
Exons: 3
Coding region: 119-979 (286 amino acids)
Cellular component (GO): nucleolus
Molecular function (GO): rRNA (adenine) methyltransferase activity
Source: RefSeq, a predicted model, not a curated record